ACGUGUACUUGUCAAAAGCUUCAGUUCUUCCGUUCUUCGACUCCCCUCUGCUGUUUUCUCCGCCACUGCUUCCGUUCAGAUCUCGCCCGACGCCCGGUGGAUGCUUCCAAGUUCCAAAACCUCGCCAUUCGUCGGAUGCUUGAUUUUCGAUGAACGAGAAGCCCAAUCUGCCGUCGCCGGUCUGCCACUUCCUGGAUUUCAUUCGUGUAGAUCUCAGUUUCAGCGAAAAUGGAGAAGUCUUGCAGCCUUCUCGUCCACUUCGACAGCGGAACUCCGGCCCUCGCCAACGAGAUCAAGCUCGCCCUCGAAGGGAACGACGUGGAUGCGAAGAUCGACGCCCUGAAGAAGUCGAUCAUGAUGCUGCUUAACGGCGAGACGCUGCCUCAGCUCUUCAUCACGAUCGUACGGUACGUCCUCCCCUCGGAGGAUCACACGGUGCAGAAGCUCUUGCUUCUGUAUCUGGAGAUAAUCGACAAGACGGAUUCAAAGGGGAAGAUCCUGCCCGAGAUGAUCCUCAUCUGCCAGAACCUGAGGAACAAUCUGCAGCACCCGAAUGAGUAUAUCCGUGGGGUGACUCUCCGGUUUCUCUGCCGGUUGAACGAGGCCGAACUCAUCGAGCCGCUGAUUCCGUCCAUCCUGGCGAAUCUGGAACACCGGCAUCCGUUUGUACGCCGGAACGCGAUUUUGGCUAUCAUGUCCGUCUACAAGCUUCCUCAAGGGGAGCAAUUGCUCGUGGAUGCUCCUGAGGGCAUCGAACGGGCGUUGACAACAGAACAAGAUCCGUCUGCCAAGAGGAACGCUUUCCUCAUGCUGUUUAAUUGCGCACAGGAUCGGGCGAUCAAUUACCUCUUGAGUCACCUGGAUAAUGUGCCCAAUUGGGGGGAACAGCUUCAGAUGGUCGUCCUCGAAUUGAUCCGAAAGGUUUGCAGAUCGAAUCCCGGCGAAAAGGGUAGGUAUAUUAAGAUCAUUAUCUCUCUUUUAAAUGCCCCUUCAGCUGCCGUUGUAUAUGAAUGUGCUGGUACACUCGUUUCCCUUUCUUCGGCGCCCACCGCCAUUAGGGCGGCUGCAAACACAUAUUGCCAGCUUCUGCUUUCGCAGAGUGAUAACAACGUUAAGCUCAUUAUUCUUGACCGGUUGAACGAGUUGAAACCUUCGCAUAGGGAAGUGAUGAUAGAUAUGAUCAUGGACAUUUUGAGGGCACUCUCUAGCCCCAAUUUGGACAUUCGAAGGAAGACACUUGACAUUGUACUAGAGUUGAUUACUCCUAGGAAUGUGGAUGAGGUAGUUCUUACUCUUAAGAAAGAAGUCGUGAAGACUCAGAGCACGGAAUUGGAGAAGAAUGGGGAGUACCGGCAGAUGCUGGUUCAAGCAAUCCAUUCAUGUGCAAUUAAGUUCCCGGAAGUGGCCAGUACCGUCGUGCAUCUUUUGAUGGAUUUCUUGGGUGAUAGCAAUGUCUCCUCCGCAAUGGAUGUGAUUUUGUUUGUAAGGGAGAUCAUUGAAACGAAUCCAAAACUGAGAGUGUCAAUAAUCACCAGGCUUUUGGACACAUUCUAUCAGAUUCGUUCAUCUCGGGUUUGCUCGUGUGCUCUUUGGAUCAUCGGCGAGUAUUGCCUGUCAGCAUCUGAAGUUGAAAAUGGCAUAACAACCAUUAAACAGAGUCUAGGCGAUCUCCCUUUCUUCACCGUCGCAGAGGAUGGAGAGACUGCAGAUGCAAAAGGGUUGCCUUCUAAACCCCAGCAGCCAAAUUCAGCUGCAGUCUCUUCCAGAAGGCCGGCAAUUUUAGCUGAUGGAACCUAUGCCACACAAAGUGCUGCUUCUGAAACAGCCAUUUCAGCACCAACGCUUGUUCAAGGAUCAUUAGCUUCAGUUGGAAAUUUGAGAUCUCUGAUCCUUAGUGGGGACUUUUUCCUGGCUGCAGUUGUGGCAUGUACGUUGACUAAGCUUGUUCUCAGGUUGGAAGAGGUGCACUUGUCAAAAGUUGAAGUGAACAAAGCAUCUGCUGGAGUUCUCAUAAUCAUGGUUUCCAUUCUGCAGCUUGGUCAGUCCUCCGUUCUUGCUCAACCUAUUGACAAUGAUUCUCAUGAUAGGAUUGUCCUCUGUUUGCGUAUACUUUGUAAUACCGGUGACAACACUAGAAAGAUAUGGUUGCAAUCGUGCCGGCAGAGUUUUGUGAAGAUGCUUUCUGAUAAGCAGUUUCGUGAAUCAGAAGAGAUCAAAGCAAAGGCUCAAGUAUCGCAUGCUCAGCCAGAUGACCUGAUUGAUUUUUAUCAUUUGAAAAGCAGAAAGGGGAUGAGCCAGCUUGAAUUGGAAGAUGAAGUGCAGGAUGAUCUCAAGAGGGCCACAGGAGAAUUCACAAAGGAUGGGGAUGAUGUCAACAAACUGAACAGAAUUCUUCAACUAACAGGAUUUAGCGACCCUGUUUAUGCAGAAGCUUAUGUAACUGUACAUCAGUACGAUAUUGUUCUUGAUGUCACAAUUAUAAACCGGACCAAAGAAACAUUGCAGAACUUAUGUUUGGAGCUCGCAACAAUGGGGGACCUUAAACUUGUUGAGCGCCCUCAAAAUUACACCUUGGCACCUGAGUCAAGCAAACAGAUCCGUGCUAACAUAAAAGUCUCUUCCACUGAAACUGGUGUGAUCUUUGGUAACAUUGUUUACGAAACAACUAAUGUGCUCGAUCGUACUGUUGUGGUCCUCAAUGACAUCCACAUUGAUAUCAUGGACUACAUAUCUCCUGCUACUUGUGCUGAUGUGGCGUUCCGGACCAUGUGGGCAGAGUUUGAGUGGGAAAACAAGGUGGCUGUGAACACUGUAAUUCUGGACGAGAAAGAAUUCCUUGAUCACAUUGUUAAGUCUACAAAUAUGAAAUGUCUAACACCACCGUGUGCACUAGAGGGUGAUUGUGGAUACUUGGCUGCUAAUCUUUAUGCUAAAAGUGUCUUUGGAGAGGAUGCACUGGUGAACUUAAGCAUUGAGAAGCAGUUAGAUGGUAAGCUGACUGGGUAUAUUAGGAUCAGAAGCAAGACACAAGGAAUAGCUCUGAGCCUAGGCGACAAGAUUACUCUCAAGCAGAAAGGUGGUUAGGUCUUCUUUUCAUACAUGUGAUAUUGGUUGUCCGUCAAGAGUAUAUGCAGGGAGCUCAACUUCGGGAGAUGUUUUGCUUACCUCACCUCACCCAAGCCAUCGUCUCGUCAUCAGUAUCCGAUCAACCAGGGUUAGACUUCUGUGGCUGGGCAUUGUCGACUGAUACCUUGUGAGGCUUGAGAUUUACAGAACACUCUUCUUAUUUCUUUUUAAUUUUUUUUUUCUUCUCCCUUGCCACUCCUUUUGUUAAGCCAAGAGUUGCGUUAAUGUAGUUUAUGCUUUUUGAGGCAAUUUUAUGGAAUUGUGGGAAGAAAACCUGGAAAUUUGCUUAAUUCUGGGAACUUUUUCCAUGGAUAGUUCUUUCUUUAUUA
Nymphaea colorata (pocket water lily) is the source of this 3455-nucleotide messenger RNA. RefSeq names its product coatomer subunit beta-1-like. Gene Ontology annotation, cellular component: cytoplasm; COPI vesicle coat. The coding region runs from base 229 to 3084 and encodes 951 amino acids. Gene Ontology annotation, biological process: intra-Golgi vesicle-mediated transport; intracellular protein transport; endoplasmic reticulum to Golgi vesicle-mediated transport. Gene Ontology annotation, molecular function: structural molecule activity. The record is from RefSeq and is a predicted model, not a curated record. The transcript has 5 exons. NCBI's taxonomy places the organism in Eukaryota, Viridiplantae, Streptophyta, Magnoliopsida, Nymphaeales, Nymphaeaceae.